Messenger RNA from Hymenoscyphus albidus, 976 nucleotides. The record is from the annotation of a GenBank genome assembly. Lineage: Eukaryota; Fungi; Ascomycota; Leotiomycetes; Helotiales; Helotiaceae.
AUGAGAUUCUUGUGUCUGCCUGGAGCAUAUGGAAGUGCUGAUGCAAGUACCAUUUCAUGGUCAUACUCUUGACGCGUAGGCUAAUAAAUUAAUAGAAGUUCAAAGUGCAACUUGGUAUGGAAUCAUUCCUAUCCCGUGGAUGCUAGGUCUCAAAGCAACCUCACUUACAUAUCUUUAGCCCCGCUUGUUAAAGAACUACGUUCUGACAACACCGCUGAAUUACAUUUCAUACAUGGUCCAGUCGAUGCAUUUCCACCUGAGGGAUUUGAAGACUAUUUUGGCCCUGGUCCACAUUACCGAUUCAUUGAGCCACCGAAAUCUGCAGGGAGUGGCAGCGAUGUGCUUGACAGAAUUCGAAAUUUCCCUAAGGGCGAAACUGCGGAAAACCAGAUGCGAGAACUGAUGAGGGGUGAAGGCUCAAUUGCCGUCGUCGCUGAUCCUGAUGAUCGCUCUGGCCUAGAAAGCGCACAGUAUGCAAUGGAAUAUCUCUUCGACAUAAUGGAAAAGGAUGGCCCAUUUGAUGGUAUUCUAGGAUACUCUGAGGGUGCUACCAUAGCAUCGACCCUCCUUCUGAUCGAGCAAAAGAAAUUUGAAGAAACUGGUAGACCACCAAUGUUCAAAUGUGCGCUUUUCUUUGCAGGCUGGCCACCUUUGACCCCAGAACUUGAUGGAAUUGUUCUAGCAGACGAGUCAGAUUUGAUGAUUACCAUUCCCACAUGUCACAUCAGUAGGUUCAACCUUUUCAUACUUACUAUCCAUGCUAACUCUCUUCGAAGUUGGAUCUCUAGAUCCCUACCUUGCAGGUUCCGUUGCUCUCUACAACGUAUGUGAUGGUGACACUGCACAUCUAUUUGAUCACGCCAAAGGCCACACCCUACCACGAGACAAGGAGACCGUCCGAGAACUUGCUGAUAUCGUACGAAGAAUGGCUGCUGAUAUUCGAUGUGAUUCUGACUCCGACGCUGGAAUGAUGUAA